Paramuricea clavata is the source of this 10113-nucleotide messenger RNA. Lineage: Eukaryota; Metazoa; Cnidaria; Anthozoa; Malacalcyonacea; Plexauridae. The record is from the annotation of a GenBank genome assembly.
AUGGCGGAAUUUUUAUCAACUAUUUCUAAACCUUCGAUCAUUUUGAUGGUCGUAUAUUUCCAAGCACACGAUUACUAUCCAGGAAACUCUCUUCGAUCUAUCUGCCCGAAUGCUCUUUUGCAUUACACCAGCAUGGAAUCAUGGAGUAUGAUAUGUUUGUAUGGCUUUGGCGGAACCAUGCCUUGGGUAACAUCACGUACGUCCAAUGGCAAAAUGGGACCAGCGGAAAUAGGAGCUCACAUUUUACUGCCUAAAGGUGAGUUUUGUAUAUGCAUGGAUAAUGUAUUAUUAAAUAAUUUCCAAAUAACGAUUGAUAAUUACCCAUACACUAUUAAUAGUCUGAGAACAAGGCUUCGUGCAAAGUUGUAAUGCCUCAAUAGCAAAAUCUGCACAAAGUCCUUGGACUAGAUUUUUGUAGUGUAAACGCACUUCGGCCUGGCCUAGGCCAGGAAAUUUGGGCCCAUCAAAACAGGUGGCCCAGAUUUCCUGGCCUAGGCCAGGCCGAAGUGCAUUUCAGCAUUUACAUUACAAAAAUCUAGUCCAAAGCUAGGCCUAGGUCAAGGCCUGGCUUAGGCUCGUAGUGUAAACACGGCUCAUGUGAGUGCUUAGUAAUUUAUUCACAUUUCUGGACGGGGGAGGGGUAUACGCGAGUGAUCACAUCUGUUCUCUUUUACUGUGUUUAUGCCAAUGUGUUUAAUAAAGCUGUGGCAUGAACAGAUGAGUUGACAAAUGUAGUGAAAUUGAACAAAAAUUGAUGAUAUAAAAUGGUUCGGAUGGAUCCCAUAGUUUUUGUACGGUUAAGAUUGCCCGGUUUAUUAUUUACGCAAGCACGAGCUUAUCGCAAAUACUGGAAAGGAAAUAAAUUGGGGUGGACAAGUCAGAAAUGGCUUUGGGCAACCAAAGUUUUGGUGUUGUCUGUCUCUUGGGCAACCUCAUUUUUCAAAAUUUUGCGAGCCCUGUAAAACACACUGGUCUGAAAAACGGGGUGCAUAUAAACGCAAUCAUUCACUGGUGCGGGAAAUGAAGCCAUACAGUUUAACCGAAAUCCGCCAUUACUAUUAAGGAAUCAAAAGUACGGGCAAAAUAUCGCUCGCUAUUUCUUUUCCAAAAACCGUCAAACGUUUACAAAUUAGAAGAUAACCACUUCAAAAAAAUUUCAUGCAGCUACAUAAUUUUGAUAACUCAUGAUCAAGCAAGGUUGCAGAGAUGAAUUGAAAUUGAAGAAGGCAUGUGCACCUGACGUGCCAACAAGAUAAUAUUUUACUUUAUAUAAUACCUUAUUAAAUUCUAAUCAUUUAAUUGGCUGUUUAUGGUCACGUGAUAUUGAAUAGAAAAUUCCAUUUCCCAAGAGUGCAAUGGAACACGUUCCAUUGCACUCUCCGCGAGUGCAAUGGAAUAAAACGUAUAAUACAAUUGCACUCUUUGUGUUUUCGAUAAAUCGCAUCCCUCAAAAUGCUUCUCAUACGAAUCUAUUAGUCUAUUUUGGUAUUAUAUAAAACAAAUAAUGAAUGUUUCUUCGUGCAAUGGUAAGAAUAUUUUCAUUCGGUGAAAGAUGGAAUGUUCCAUUCAACUCGGCUGUCGCCUCGUUGAAUGGAACAUUCCAUCUUUCACCUCAUGAAAAUAUUCCUACCAUUGCACUCAUAAACAUUCAUUAUUUGUAUAUUGUAUCAUAUUGAUCGACGAUUGCAUGAUCUGUCAAGACUGUCAUUUCUAUUCAAAUUAACCUUUCAAUUCCUUUCAAUUAUUCUAUUUGUAUGGUCCACUCCAAAAGCCUGUCUAUUCGGUUAAUCUUCUUUUUCUGUUUUAAGAACUCGAAAAUGCACCCGUUUUGCAUACCGUUGUUCCUACCAGCGCUCUAUCAUUAGAACUUGAGUGGACAGCCCCUGACACAGAUAAUUACACAGGAGAGAUCUUAUAUUAUCAAGUGUGCUACCAAAAAUCAAGCAUUUCCAAUGAUAUAAACUGUACCUUGGAAUCUGUGGAUGGUAAUCUCAUACAAGCCGUGAUGAGCGGAAUGCAUCCAUUUCAGGAAUAUAGAGUAAAGAUACGAGGAGUUGUGGCACUAGGAUAUGGACCUUUCUCAAAUGUGCUCUUGUCUACCACGCCUGAAACAGGUAGGUGAGCGAGUGGGAUUGACACAUGAUUUGAUGAUUUAAUUUAAAUCACAAAUUAGUAAAAUUAUUCACAAAUUAAUACAAAUUAAGGAAGGAAGCGCUAGGAAAUUCACCACACACCACACCAUUUUACUAAUGCAAUUGUUUUUAGUUCCAAUCCUUGCGAGGGCAAGACGUUAUGGCCCUCGUGUCAGCCUCUUCCAAGAAACGAGUAGUGACUUUUACUUUGUCUUCAGGGAUAACUGGAAGUAGGCCCUAUUAUUUAGAUUAAAAUCACUCUAACUAUACCAUAAUUAUAAUUCGAGUUACCAACUUACAAAGUACGCAAAACGAAACCCGGCCACCAAACCAAUAUAUCUAUUACGGAUGUCGCCGUUGCUUACACGGCUUUUGCAUACUCGAAAUAGUAUCUAUAGUACCAUAAGUAAGACAAUCACGAAGUGAAGAGACUGGUACGAUUGCAUUACAGCAGUCAUACAUGAUAAAACUUAGGGCUUGUACUGCAGUUUUAAGAUUGGAUUAGUAGACAUACAUUGGUUUGUUUUGAAAAUCAUUUUUGCACUGUAAUUACAUAUUUUUGCACUGGUAUUUUAUUAACAGAACCGUCCAGUGGUCCUUCAAGCAUACAUUUUCCCAGAGUAAGCACUUCCUCAAUAUUUGUAACAUGGUCAAUGCCCGAAGAACAAGACAGGAAUGGCAUCAUACGACAAUACAGUGUAUGUUAUCAAACAACCGAAAACACUGAUCCAUGUAAUAAUGCCAAGAUCACGGACAACACGUGGUUCGAGCUCAAUGGACUCAAGCCAUAUCAGAAAAUAACAUUUCAAAUUAAGGCUGCUACAUCCGUGGGUUUUGGCCCAGCAACCAUUGCCUAUCAGACGACUUUGCCAUCUGGUAUGUAUCUUACGAGCAGACCCUUACUUUCUUACCUUGGAUUUUUUCAUUGUUGCUAGCUUAUAUCCCAUAAAAAUUCCCUUGUCCAUUUAUUCUCCUCAAUAUCCAACCUGCAGAUACCUGCAAUCAGUAAUUUCAAAAGCCGUUGGGGAGCCUACGAAUAUAAAAUAACAGAGCGCGUAGGACGUAUCGAGCCUACGAAUAUAAAAUAACAGUAUUUUAGUGGAGCGCGUAGGACGUAAUCGCGUGAACUCGUUUUCAUAUAUGUGACACUAGUUAAAACCCAAUGUUUCAACGAGUCUCUAUUGACAAAGUGAGGUACUGUCCGGAAAUUAAAGGUGUAUUCGGUAAUUCUGUCUGGCUAUUUACUCUAGAGCAUAGCGAAGUUAAAAGUCAUUCGCAUGCGCGAAUCCAAAUCCAGUGAGGACUGGUGUCUAGCAAUUGCCAAAUUGUUUUAGACCAGCAGUUUAACGUUCACUUUACGAAAUUUUGGAAGAAAAUUGUAAAAGAUUAAAUUUCGUAACCGACAUUAAAAUGAAAAUACAACAAAGAAGAUGCAUUGCCUGCAUGAUAGGACGUGGUAUUGUGUGUGUUUGAAGUGAAGUUUAGAGGAUUAGAAAUUGGUGGCUGUCAACCGACAACCAAAAAGAAAAUAUUAAAAAAUGAAUGUUAGUCUUGUGAUUUUCGGGAACAUUAAUUUAAUGAAAUUUUGAAUUCUUACCUCAUUAUGAUUUUUUUGUACGAGAACGUGAUUAACCUAUUAAGCGUGACAAGUCUGGUUUUAGACAGAGUAAAAUAAUAAAGUGGGGCUUCGGUGGCGAAGUGGUUAGCGCACUUGCCCUUCACCUCUGAGGCCGCAGGUCCAAAUCUCAGCCAGAACUUUCUCAACGCGACUCGAACCCAGUCCUCAUGUGAAAAGAGUAAAAGUCAACGCUCUGCCGAAAGUCGUGGGUUUUCUCCGGGUACUGCUGUUUCCUCCCACAAGGAAAGUUGACAAGAUGGGUUAGGUAAAAGGGCUCACAGUAAUUGGCAUAUGCUGUUGUGGUGUCCCUGCCCUAGUUGGCAAAGCUAAAAUAAGAAAAGUAGGGCGGAUCAGGUCCCAAUGCGACUCAAUGGGUUAACUAGACAAAUGGGCAGAUAGGCCAGUUAACCCAUUAAGCGCCAGCGCCCUUCCCUUGACGAGUACAAUCGUCUGACGUUAGACAGAAUAAUGACAGGGCAUUGACUAAUGACGAGUAAAAUCGUCUGACGUUAGACAGGGCGCAAUGCGACUCAAUGGGUUAAAGAAUUGUUCAUUUCAUUUUCAGUUCAUUUCAGCAAUUUAGCGGGCAGUUUGUUUUUUAAAAAUUGUGCAUUUAAUUAAUGCGUCUUGAGCAAACAAGAAUUUAAUUAUAAAUCGAUCUGGCAAGCAAAUUAAUUUUACAAGUAAAUUUUUCAAACAAGUGCGUGAUACUUGCUGGCCAAAGGCGAACUUGGAUAAAUAGCGGAAAUUUAGCUAUGACGUCUGGAAACGUUUUACCACACGUACAAGGUUGAUGUUACCUUGGCGAGGGGUUGCUACAUCCAUAUGGCAUAUAUGUCAUGAAUAGUACAUUCGUUAUUUAAUUUGUACAUUUAAUUGAUUGGCCUAUACCGUCCCCCUGUCUCCUCCCAUAAGACGUUAUGUCAUAUUAUGUAUCAGUGAUGUAUUCGACAUUGUAUUGGGUCCCGGAUGGUCAAUCUUUUAUAGAAUUGCAAUUGCUUAUUUGCACGAAAGCCCAGGUAAACUUUAUGCAGACUUUAGACUUCAGAAUUUAUCAGAACGUAUUUAUCAGGUAGCACUGUUUUUAAUGGAAUAAUGCUGUAUUUACAUUAAUGCGCUUCUUAUCAUAGGCGCCCCAAAAGUGGGGAGGCUAAGCCAGGGCAAAUUCAGAAGAAAAAUUCGGGAAAGAUGAAAGAAAACCGGGAAUGUAUUAAAGUUGUGCAGUUGGAAAUAUGUUAGAUCCAGAAAAUCUCCCUCCCCCCGGGGGAGUUAGCUCCUCUAAACACUAACAGUACAAGUCGAAGGAAGCGCCUUAGCCCCUUCGCUCGAAACGUCGAAGUUCUCCUUGUAUUUUUCAGGUAGUUGUGUCCCUAUCAAUCUGACGCUUUUGUACAUAUUUCUCCCAGAAUUUUGAGUUGUUUUCAAUCGAUUUCAGUGUAAAAAGUAUCAAAUUUUCGACGAGAAAUUCUAAAUACUUUGUUUAUAUUUUGCAACAAUUGCCAAGCAUGCGUAGAGCUCACGUUGGAAAUCCAACGUACUAUCUGCCGCUAGCCAAUCACCGGCCUGAAUCAAUUCGAUUUCUCCAGAGCUAUGCCCACCCUUAACCUGCGAACGGGCAUGCUCGGGGAACGAGAUUGCUUUCUACCUGGCUUUCGUAGUCUCACGAUUUUUAAAAUUUAUUGCAAGUAAAGGACUAAAGCUACCAACCUAUAUGCAAACAUUAACCAUUUGCGUAAACCAUUUUUUCAUAAAGUUUUUCGUAAACCAUUUUUUCGCAAUCAACCCCAGUUGGCUCAUAAACUCAUUCCAUUUCUCUUAAUUUUCAAACAUGCAGCUCCAGAUGGUCCACCCAAUGAAGCACGAGCGACGCACGUUAAAACCACAAACAUAUCGCUUUCAUGGCUACCUCCAGAUUCCGAGUUGCGCAAUGGAAGAAUUACCAACUAUACCAUCUGCAUCCGGGUCUUUAGCACUUCCCCAGGCCCUUGUCUGAGAGAAGUCUCGCUCAGUAACCAAACUGACUACACGGCUACUGGACUAAAACCUUACACGAAGUAUAUCAUUAAAAUAUCUGCUGGCACAGAGAUUGGUUUUGGACCACCUGCGUUGGUAGUUAACACAACGUCAGAGGCAGGUAAAGGACUAUGGUGACAUUUGGUGGGAAUUGGAUACAUACCCAAUUUAUAUACAGUAUGAAAGUAAAUGAAGGGGAUUAGAAGUUUUUGCUAAGCCAUGCGGCAGAUGUUGGGGAACUGGUUGAGAAAAGAUUAGUUAUUUUAAUUCUCUUUUUAGUUAUUUUAAUUAGACUUUUACCAUAUAUACUCGGUAAGUGCAUAGUGCUUUUCUCGCAAUGGUUGCUCAGCUCGGGGUCUCCUAAAACUAUUCACUAUUUCACUUUCAGACAAAAACAAAAUGGCUUCCCGUUUCGUUCCAGUUACAGACGAGCAAAUUUUUGUACUAACUAAAAAAUUCAUGUUUCGCUCGCUACUCUGGUUUCAAUAAAUGAUUACAAAGCCCAUUCGAAUUGUAAUCAAGACCCAACAGCAUGAAUUUUCUGAUUUGUUUUUACAGGUUCUUUCAGAAAACUCUGUAUAUUCUAUACCAUGCGGUGACUGCGAGAAAGAGUAUUUGGGUCAGUCUAAACGCCAGUUUGGUACACGGCUAAAAGAACAUCAAAAAGCUGUUUCAACUUUAGACAAGGGAAAACCAGCUUUAGCAGAACAUGUGUGUGAUACCAAACACGAGAUUGCGUGGGAAAACUCUAAAGUAAUUACCACAAACAAUGGCUAUGGUCAAAGACUUGCCUAGAAGCAUGGCAUAUAAAUAUGAGUAGUCAUGCUCUGAAUAGGGAUGACGGUGCCUAUUUGCCAGAGGAAUACAUGCAUCUCAUUGGCAGGUCACGUCAUCCCUCGGGUAUUUAAGAAGCCACGAUUGCAACUUUAGAUCACCCCUGAUGAAGACACUAGACUGGAGUGUCGAAACGUUGGGUCUUGAUUACAAUUCGACUAGGCUUUGUAAUUAAUCAUUUAUUUAAACCAAAGUAGCGAGCGAAACAUGAUUUUAAUAUACAUGGUUGCAGUGAACGAACAAACUUUAAAACUAAAAAAUUGUGCUAAACUAAUUUUUAUAUCAACGCUUGGCGUUUCGGUGAAUAUAUCCUUGCACUAUUGAACUCCACUUCAGUGAAUAAUUAUCAAUUAUUGGACGCGGUUAAACAAAAUACCGUGAUUUGUUAGUGGCGAGCAGAUCAAUUAUUUCGGAAACAUUUUUUGCAGGUAAAUUAACCAAUCAAAAUUAAGAACACUAUAAAGUGAAUGGUAAUUGCUAAUUAUGUGGAGGCGAAGAAUAUGAUUAAGAGAUGUUCAAUAACGCCGGGUCGUGACAUGUACACUACAAACAUUCAAACAAUCAUUUAAAACUUGUAAAUUUAUAACUAUCUUAGGACUAAAAUAUUUCCCUGUUAAUUUUAGAACCAACUGGACCUCCAACGGAUUUACAAGUUACGCAUUUCACACAUAAUUACAUAGACAUCACAUGGUCGUCCCCAGACCCUUCAGAAGUCAACGGCGUUCUUACUAAGUAUUCAGUCUGUAUUAGAACCCAGCCUUCUUCGUUUUGUCUGCAGGGACUCACUGUUCCUUUUACACAGACAUCGUACACGUUCAGCGGUCUUAGACCAUAUGUUAUUUACAGCAUUGAAGUUAGAGCAGCUACUGUGGUAGGAUUUGGUCCGCAGGCGAAUAUUUCCCAAAGAACAGUACAGUCAGGUGUGUAGAUAAUAUACCGUGUUUUUUUUGCAUUGAAGGAUGAAAGAUCAUAGAUAAAAAUAUUGUAUAUGUCCACCUGAAACGUUCAUGCUGGCUUGUAAAGAGCAUUUGACAGGUUUUCAUGUGGUUAUGCCAAUUAUUUUGAACUAUACCUCGCUCUGAUUGGCUAAAGUAAUUGAAACCUUCAAAUGCUUUUAUGGAUGUGUCUGUACAUCCUGACGGUAUUCAUUGUUUUGUAGAAGAAAAGGAUUUUGAACGUUUUGGAUAAAUUUGAAUGAUUAAUUAAAGGCUAGCAGGGAAAUAAAAUCGAGUCAAACGAUGUUGAGCGAAAUAUCGUAAUUUGUCCAGGGUCGUUUUUAAUAUACAAAUGAUGAGAGAGCAUGUUGCCUGCCUCCAGUAAAGCCCCCUUCCCCAGUAAACUAUUUAGCCCCUGUAGUGAGGCGUUUUGACUUAGUUCAGAUGAGUAAUAUUAGUUUCAUAUUUCCCUAAUCAGACCUUGUUUUUAUACUAGAAGUUCAGUCUGUUUAGAUGGAAUAUAGAAAAAAAAUCGUGUCGGUAAAUGUAGUAAAUGAAGCCCCUGAUAUACCUUUCCCUUAACAACUCCCCCUGACGAAUUCAUGUCCCUGGUUUUGUCGGCGGCGAUAACAAAGUUGUUUUGUUAUUCAAUAUUUCACACUCGUCGCAACUCACAAUUUCAUAGAUUAACAAGCCAGUUAAAUAACAAAUCUUCCCAGUGUCAGCCAAAACUGAUCAAUAUAAGACAACGUGAAGAAGGACCUUCGCCCGUUACCGUUGGUGUAAAUUUUAGUUGCGCGUUGUUCUUUUACUUCAGAGCCGAGUGGACCGCCAACUAGAAAAACAGUGACAUUUGUGAACGAAUCAAUGAUUAGUUUCUCAUGGUCAGCACCAGAACCAGAGUUACAAAAUGGCGUGAUUAUUCACUAUAGUAUGUGUAUACGAGAAUAUGGUCCUGAGUCCACUUGUACCAGAGCAGCACAAAUAUCAGCAAGUGAUGAGAAUAGUUAUACGUACAAUGGCCUGAUCCCAAGCAAGGAAUAUAUUGUGGUGAUUAAAGCCGCAACUACUGUGGGUCUGGGACCGCCUGCAUUUAUUCAAAAGACGUCAGGUAGGCAACAGCCUGGUAGUGACAAAUCUGAACCUCGCUAUUAGCUUUCACACGAUCGGAAAUUGCACCUGGCUAUAUUAGUGAGCAUUCAUUACAUGUGUGGUAUCGUUGGCUUAGUGAAGAAUGUUUCAGCGCUUUUUGUUUUUCUUCGUAUUUAUAGGGCUUGAAAUAAUGUUGUUGAGGCAAGCAAGGCAACUUAGCAUGCGUAGAAUGUAAACGAGUGACAGCCUGUCUUUAAGGUGUCAAUUUUUGGCCGCAAUUUAUAUGAUCGUGUUCUAUAAGCCUGUUUGGAGUUGAACACCUCAAUGAACACUGGUAGCUGAUACAAUAUCUUAACUGAUAGAUCACAAACGACAAAACAGCAAUUGUGAAACUGAUAUUAUACACUGAAAACAUUAGAGACUUGAUUAAGGGCCUGUUUAAAUGGAGGUAGGGUAACCCUAUAUCAAUAGGGUGACCCUACCAAGAGGGGUUUUAAAAACUAGCGAGGGUUUACAUGAGGUAGGGUCACCCUACCACUAGGAUUAUGUUGCCUAGGUAAGGUAACUCUACCUAUGCGUGGUCGCUAAGCCAGCUGUAUUUGAAAAUGGAGCCUAAACGCAAAUUUUUAGCGGCAAGUUGUAUAAUUUUAUGUCUUGGACCUUUGCUUGCUGUAUUUCAAUGAUGUGGUCUUUUAUUUUGUGUUAUUGUAUCAAAAGGGCGAAUAAAACACGAGCCGCUUGGUAGGGUAACCCUAUAUACCUGACGCGUUUACAUGCCUUAUGUAAACAAAAACAUAGCCCUUCUGCUAGGGUUAUCUUAUCUGUUUGGUAGGAUAACCCUACCUCUAGGGUAACUCAAGCGCGCAUUCGUUGCUUUUCGCAACGCGAAAACUAGGGUAACCCGCCUACUAUGUAACCCUCCAUGUAAAUAGCCUAAAGCUGGAGUUACACGAGCAACAAAAUUGCUGCAACUUGCAACAAAAUCUAAUUUCUACGCAUUUUAAUUGAAAAUGUUUACACAUAAAUGUACAAAUCAUAAGGCAACAUGUGUCCACAUUUCUACUUAACAUGUGUUGAAAUCAGAUUUUGUUGCAAUUUGUUGUUUUGUUUCUCAUAUUUUUAAGCCAGACAGCCAAUGGCUCAACCGCUUGUUUUUAAAUUCCGUAUAGGCGAAUGUGGUCUUCCCGUCCUGUAUGGCGGAGGUCAUGUUAGUGACGACAGUUUUAGUGCAAGUGGGUUUCUUAGUAGAAAUUAUGAACCUUACCAAGCACGUAUAGACAAUGACCUACCAUGGUGUGAUCGUGGGACCAGAAACAAUGCCUAUAUCCAAGUGGACUUUGGUGGAUCGCUAAAGGUUCUGGGUGUCGCAACGAAAGGUCACAGGCAACAUUGGCAAAGUUGGGUGUUUUCAUAUAAAGUUUCGUACAGUAUAGACAGAGUGAAUUGGAAAUAUGUUAAUGUUAGCGGAAAGAUGGUUAGAAUAACUUGA